AUGUUAGAUGCAAUUUCUGCAAAAGCUAGCUCUGUUAAUCCUGAAUCUAUGCGUAUUGUGAGUAGAAAAUUGAAUAUGGUUGGAGAUUCUGGGUUUCCUGUGGCUGAUAAACCUCAAAGCUCUUGGGCUAGCAAGGUUAGGGGUAGUUUACUUGCUACCAAAGGGAAGGCAUUAAGCUAUGUUGCUCCUGUUUGUAUUGGUGAUAAAGUCAUUGCUCAACUACAGCAGCCAGAAAUAGACAAAUGUAAUGCACAAUGGGCCAAUGCAGUAGUCAUGUUUGUGUUGGGUGAAACACCAACAAUUGCAUCUGUACUCAGGUUUAUUGCUAAGGAAUGGAGUCAAGUCGCAACCCCCAAAGUUUUCCUUCAUGAUGAAGGUUACUUUGUGAUUAGGUUUUGCUCUUUGGAAGAUAGAAACUCUAUUCUAUAUGCUGGCCCCGAGUACUUUUAUGGGAAACCAGCCAUCAUCAAGCAAUGGUCCUCACACUUUAGCUUUCAGGAGGAAGUUCUGAAGGUUAUUCCCUUAUGGGUGAGGUUCCCAAAUCUACCUCUGAACUGUUGGGGGGAGGAUUCUUUGAGCAGGAUUGGUAGUGUUAUUGGGGUUCCCUUGUUUGCAGAUGAAUGUACAACACAGCAGUUGAGAAUAUCCUUUGCUAGGAUUUUGGUUGAAGUGGAUGUGACUAACCCUCUGCCUAGCUCCAUCACUAUUGCUGACCCAUCUGGCCAGGAAUUUGAACAAGUUGUUACUUAUGAUUGGAAACCAGAUUACUACAAGAAAUGUUGCCUGGUGGGACACAAUUGUGAGACUUGUGCUAAGAAAGUCAACAAUGUUAGACCCCCUGAGAAGAAGAUAGUGAAGAAGUGGGUUCCUAAAAACGUCCAGCAAGCAUCACACCAAGCUAUGAAUCAACAACAACAACAACAACAACUUCAACAGACCACUCCUGUUGGCACCUCUAUUGUUGAUCACUCUGAUGAUGAUGCAAGGUGGAAAAUUGAUGCUAGAAGAACUAAGCACAGGGAACUACAACAAGUGAGGACAACAACCCCAAUUUAA
Spinacia oleracea (spinach) is the source of this 1056-nucleotide messenger RNA. RefSeq lists its product as uncharacterized. Bases 1 to 1056 code for a protein of 351 amino acids. The transcript has a single exon. Lineage: Eukaryota; Viridiplantae; Streptophyta; Magnoliopsida; Caryophyllales; Amaranthaceae. The record is from RefSeq and is a predicted model, not a curated record.